AUGAAUAGAAUAUUUGUUGAGGCCUUUGGACUCAAAACUGGUUAUGUGUUUUUUGUUCCAGAUCGAGUAGAAGCUAGUACUGAGACGACACAAGAAAAUACUGUAAAUGAAUCCGAUGUCACAAAUAGUAAUAAUCCUUCAGAGACUUUUAACACCAUUUCUGUACCGGAUGGACCAUUGAAAUGCUCAACAGAGUGCAGUCAAGUGUAUUUACUAGCCAUUGCCCGGAAUGUACUGGGCUUCGGUCUUUCUCUGAGAGUGGCCAAAGUCGAUCUAACUGUGAAAAACAGAAGUGUUUCACUAAAAUCAUUAAGUUACUCCAAUACCUUUAAAAUAGAAACUGAUAUCAAAAAGCUACAACUGAUGAUCCCCUAUGUCGUGAAUCGUUUUGUGAAACUUCCACUUCCAAAACACUCCAUCCCCGUGGUGCGCGCGGAGGUGCAGGAGCGCGUGUCGCCGCCGCCGCGCGAGGCUUGGACGUCCAACGCCCGCCUCUCCCAGCUGCUGCAGCGCCGGUCGCUCGCCUUCGCCUACGACGACGGGCGCGUGGACGCGCUGUGCCCGGCGGCCGACGAGGCGCGCUGGGCGCUCAACCGCGAUGUAUCCGGCCUUUGUCUAACUUAUUACGAAAGGGUGCCCUUCAUAAGCACGAGAGGGAGAGACGUUUUCAAACUUUCCCGGUCCAAGGAUCCCGCCCACUGCGCCCAUCGCUCGCAUGUCGUGUUGCCACUGCCCUCCGGAUCUGCGUUGCCCGCCGCCGGAGCCAAAUCUCCCCUGCAGGGUGAGCUCAACUGCAACCAGCUCUUCGAGGACGGAGUGCUGCAGGAGGCCACGUGCAGGGAGAUGCAGACCCUGAGACCCUUCAGCGUGGAGGUGGGCCCGACCACGUCGCUCGGCGCCACCGCCCACGCCCUGCAGUCGCUCCAAUUGGUCAACAUCACGGACAUCCCCCUUGGCGCUGAGGAGGGUGAGGGAAAGCAUGCCAUUUUACUCAUUGCGUUGCAUUCUUAGGGGUUGAUAAAUGAAGCAACACUAAAGAGAGGGAGGGUGAUUGAAGCAGCGUAACAGGGGCAGGGGGUAUUCUAUUAGUGUUACGUAACAGAU
Molecule: messenger RNA, 1104 nt
Organism: Gryllus bimaculatus (two-spotted cricket)
Lineage: Eukaryota; Metazoa; Arthropoda; Insecta; Orthoptera; Gryllidae
Source: the annotation of a GenBank genome assembly